AUGAGUAGACCCGUGAAAAGAGAAGUAUCCGCCGAGGAAAAUUGUUUGCAGAGUGCUGCCAAAGCGGACGAUGGAACGCUUGAAGCCCGAUAUGAAUGUCCCAUCUGCUACUGCUGGCUGAACGAGCCCAUCCUCACCAAGUGCGGCCAUCGGUUCUGUCGGAAAUGCAUUACGGAUUGGUUGAAUGAGAAAAACUCCAACUGCCCCUUGGACAACGAACCGCUCGACAUCAAGUGCGACAUAUUUCCGGACAACUGUACGCGGCGUGAAAUAUCGCAAAUCAAGAAACCGUGCCCGAAUUCAAUGCGAGGCUGUGUCGAUCAGUUUUCACCCACCGAAAUUGAUACGCAUCUGCGCCAGUGCCCAUUCGCGAUGUCUCGUCAAAGCCAACCGUGUCCUUUCGCACGGAUAAAGUGCAAGUUUGUUGCUGCGGAUGAAGAUGCACUUAACGCGCACAUUGCUUCCGACUGUCAGCAGCAUUUACAGCUACUCUUGGAAACGUACACGGGAAGCAGUGAUCGGUACAAGUUUUGGGAUCCACCGGCCAAGAACAGUGUGCCGGAAAUGAGUACCAACGAGCUGGUUCGCUCAAUGUACGAGCGUAUCGUAAUUCUCGAGCAGGAAGUGCACAUUCUCCGCAUCAAACUAUCCAAGCAGGAGAUCCAGCUAACCAAAAUCAAUCACGAGAUCGAUCCUCGGUACAGUGGUGGUGUGUUGCUGUGGAAGUUGGAAGAUUUUUCCAACAAAAUCGAUUCCAUGCUAGCGAACAGUAACUGCAUGUUUUACAGCGGCGAAGCGUACACUUCGCCGCAUGGAUACAAAUUUUGCGCCCGCAUCAAUGUGUCCCCGCGCACAAAAGACUCGAUCGGGCUGCACGUGCACCUGAUGCAGUCAGAGAACGAUUAUCAUCUCGAGUGGCCAUUCAAGGGUCGUAUAAAGAUAACGCUGUUGAACGUACGCUCACCCGAACUUUCGCAGCAUGAUACGAUCAUGUCGAAGCCGGAAAUACUUGCAUUCCACCGACCGAACCAGGACAUCAGUCCGCGUGGGUUUGGAUUUUUGGAGUUUGCUAAAAUUAAGGACAUUUUUGCAAAGUUUGCCGACAAUAAUACGGUGGUGAUUAAGAUACAGAUGAACAUUGUGUAA
Molecule: messenger RNA, 1146 nt
Organism: Anopheles marshallii
Lineage: Eukaryota; Metazoa; Arthropoda; Insecta; Diptera; Culicidae
Gene: Traf6
Product: TNF receptor-associated factor 6
Exons: 4
Coding region: 1-1146 (381 amino acids)
Biological process (GO): tumor necrosis factor-mediated signaling pathway; protein K63-linked ubiquitination; positive regulation of JNK cascade
Cellular component (GO): plasma membrane signaling receptor complex
Molecular function (GO): ubiquitin-protein transferase activity; tumor necrosis factor receptor binding
Source: RefSeq, a predicted model, not a curated record